Messenger RNA from Pogona vitticeps (central bearded dragon), 671 nucleotides. Lineage: Eukaryota; Metazoa; Chordata; Lepidosauria; Squamata; Agamidae. The record is from RefSeq and is a predicted model, not a curated record.
GCUUGAGAUCGAAGGCAGCAUGCAAAAAGUACUGCAUGGCGUUUUGUCCCGCAGCGAUGUCGGCUACUUACACUGGAGCAAGGAAGAAACGGAACAUGAUAGGUCCCUACAAGUGGGAAGUAUGCUCAAGACUCCAAAGUUGCCUAUAUGGCUGUGCAACAUCAAUGGAAUAUACAGUGUUCUUUUCAGCACCAACAGGUUGCUCUUGUCUGACUGGAAAGUGGAGCACCACUUUGAUUUGUAUUUCUAUAACGGGGAACCCUCACAGAAGACAACAGUGCAUCUAACAAUAGACACUCAUUCCCAUCACUGGGAAGAAAAGCACCAUGUGGAAGAUGGUGAUCCAGAAAAAAGAUGCCCUUCUGUGGAAAUGGCAAUCCGGACUAAAUGGGAGGGGGCCGCCAUUAACUGGAAUGGCACAGUUCCAUUCUUCUGAUAAAAUCAGCCCUAGGCCUGGGUGUUGUUCAGCCUUUUAUCCACAGGCUAUCUCAUUUCCAGCAGGAGGAGGAAAAGGGAGGAGGCCGACAAAUACAGAAACAUUGGUGGACCAAACAUUGACAGUUUAAUACAGUUGCUAACUGGACUUUCAAUUUCCGUUCUAAAGCUCAGAAAAUAAAUUAGAUGCUUAUUCUUGGAAUACAAUGAUCUAUGCAACUUAUACAUACAUGUGU